AUGUUAGUACCUUUACAAAUUACGCGCAGCUUUAGCGCCCUAUCAUCUUCGAAUCAAUGUCAUGUUUUCCGGAACACUACGCCUAUUCACAUUGCUUAUUGCCGGAGCACAGCGCAAGAAGCACCGCCGGAGUUGCAGAGGUCAGAAAUUAAGCCGCCGCCUCAGCAGCCGACUCCGGCGACCACAGCAGCAGACAGUUUGAAAACAAAGGAUGUUAAUGGGCGUGGAGGUUCCGGAAUUCAGGUUCGGAGACAGAGAUACAUAUCAGUUUCCAAGUCCGAGCUAUUGGAUGCAAUUGUCUCCACCAUGUUCUCCUCACAAGAGGAAUCCCGCGAAUUUCUUCAUCUUUCCGAAUGCUUAGAUAUGAUUCUUCACGCUGAACACAAAAGCAUUUUAGAGGAAAUGCGAGCCGAUUCUGAUCUUACUCUUUCCACAAAAAGCAAAGGUGUUGGUCUUGACAAUUUGUCAGGCUUGGAGAGAAUCUUUGAGGCUAAUGGGAAGGAGUCUGACGCUGUCAUUAAUAACUCCGUGAAAAGUGAGAGCAUAGACAAAGAAAAGAAGGAUGAGGCUAACACUGAGAUGAAAAUACCCUUCAAUUUCACCCUGGACUUGAGAUUCCUAUUGGGUUCUUCAUCAAAAACUGUCGAGGGAAAUCCUAUCAAGGCUUCAAGAUUUGCUGUCCCAAUUCGUUUUCAGCGUGCUUUUAUGCAACUUCUCCAUGAUGCCGAGUUUGAAGAAUUAUCUCCUCGGGAUUUGAUGCUGACAUCUGCAUUAAAUACUGAUUAUCUUCUUACCUUGCCAAUUUAUGUUGACUGGAAAAGAUCAUCUGAGACGGGUGCAAUAAUAUUCAGGCGAGGCUAUGGAACUGAAAGGCAGAAGGGCUUGCUAAUUGUUGAAAAAUUGGAUUACUUACAGUCAAAGUUGUUACAGAAUUUCUUUUCUCUUAUCGCCAAACCUUUGGGGAGAGUUGGUGUAUGGAUGAAUGAGAUUCUUAAGGGCAUAAGCCAGAAACAGGAUACGCAAGUUUUGGCAAAUAACAUUAACCUUUGGCUUAAGGAAUUGGCUCAAUCCCAGCAACCAUUUUUCUCUGAUGAACAAAUGCUUGAUAACCCUGUUGAAACUGACCUAUCGAAUGACUUUCCAAUCUGGUUGGCAGCAGAGAGAGCAGUAACUCGAUAUGAAGGAAUUCUGUCAGCAGUUGGGCCUCGUAAGAGACUCUUAAGGAAGUUCCUUAUGUGGAUUGGACUUGUACCAUCAACUCCUGAGCAAGCACUUGACCUUAACUCAGAUAGCACUGUUUCUGAAUCUCAUUUGAGGCCGAAUUUUCUGUCGAGGAUAACACUUAGUGAUAUAUGGAAACCUGCUUCACCAAAAUAUUGUGGAAAUGAUUUCUGGAAGAUGUUAAGAACUGGUGUUUCCAUUCUUUUCUCACAAUCCAUUCUACAGGAGCCUGCAUUCCAAGAAUUAAUUUUGCUGUACACUGAAGAUAUGGGAGCGAGAGAAAUUGAAGAUAAAGCUGAGAUUUCGUCAUUGCAGAUGAAAAUCUAUGAGAAGAUUCCUAUACCAGAUUUGCCGGUUGUUUUUCCUCACAAGAAGCUGUCUUUCAGAAUCCUUGACACGGUACGCCUGGAUGUUGCAACUACUCUGGGACUUUUAGCAUUCAUCAUAAAUUAUAAAUUUGAGAACAUCUUAUCUUCCCCAUCAGCAAUACUUCUAGAUGUGAUUGCAGUCAGCGCGCUUGUGAUAUAUGUGACUCGUGUACUUUUGGGCUACAAACAGACCAGGGACAGAUAUCAACUUCUGGUCAACAAGACACUUUAUGAGAAAACAGUAGCCAGUGGCUUUGGUUCCAUUCAUUUUCUUCUUGAUGCUUCUGAACAACAGCAAUACAAGGAAGCCAUUUUGGCUUAUGCAAUACUACUUAAAGCAGAGAGUAGUCAGGUGACUGACACCAGAACUAUCGGAGACGAAUGCGAGAGAUUUAUUUACCUUGUCUUCCAAGUAAAGGUUGAAAUGCCGGUUGACAAGGCCAUAAAAAACCUGGUGAGACUAGGUCUUGUAAUGGAAAAGAUUGUAGAUGAGCAAAUUGUACUGCAGGCUAUUCCCUGUAGCAGGGCCUGCAUUAUUCUCCAGAACCGUUGGAAUAGUUUACUCUGCUACUAG
Molecule: messenger RNA, 2163 nt
Organism: Fraxinus pennsylvanica
Lineage: Eukaryota; Viridiplantae; Streptophyta; Magnoliopsida; Lamiales; Oleaceae
Source: the annotation of a GenBank genome assembly